This is a messenger RNA of Durotheca rogersii, 2216 nucleotides long. RefSeq lists its product as uncharacterized. NCBI's taxonomy places the organism in Eukaryota, Fungi, Ascomycota, Sordariomycetes, Xylariales, Xylariaceae. The transcript has 4 exons. Bases 197 to 1762 code for a protein of 521 amino acids. The record is from RefSeq and is a predicted model, not a curated record.
UCCUCAUUCUCCCAUCCCACCCUAUAUCGAUACAUCAACCCACUAAUAAGCGGCCUAACGAAAUCUAAGACGUGAUGAUCAGGAUGCCCAAAUUUGGCACACGUCUUCGAGAGUCUCGUCUCGUACCUCGUGAUGAUGACCUAGACUCUGCUUUCACCCAGCUCUCCUUCUACAAAUCCCCUAUUCCCGCAACGCGAUGACGGACUUCGAGUUCGUGAAUGUUGCGCGCCCCAACGACGUGACGCGGCACUCGACCAGAAUCCGCCGCCAUGUCAUGAAGGAUAUCGGCAGAGCACGCCGCAAGCCGCGGGCUAAGAAACGCCGCGAGACUCCGCCCCGGGGAUCCAGCUCGGCCGUUCCAGGGGGUCGAGCUCAGGAGCCACGGUCCACCCCCGCUUCGCUCCCUUCACCACUUCUAAAUCCUCCGGCGGAUAACAGUCUGCACACGACGAUGUACCCGGCAAAUAUGAGCGAGGCCCAGCCGAACCUAGUUCGAUUCGUGGUCGACGAGCAGCCGACCGUUCGCCGGCCGUUCCGGCUGCCGUGGUUGUCUAUGGGUUUGUCGGACUCGGCCGUCUGGUAUCUUACCCUGGCCAACGCCGCGUUACACCGCGGUCCUGAGCCGGGAUCCACUUUGCCCGAGAUUAAUACCGAUGACCAUGCCAUGAGUUGGUACGCCCUAUCGCUAGCGUCGGUUACUCGAAGGCUUCAGGACCCUGUCGAGAGCCGGAGUGAGGGGCUUAUCACUGCCGUUGCCGGGCUUGCCUACCACGAUUCUUCUGUUGGUAACUUCGGCCGCUUCUGUACCCACAUGAACAGGCUACAGCGCAUCGUGGAUAGUAAUGGUGGACUUCGAGCUCUGAGCAGCCCGUCCCUGCAAAUAUUCGUGUCCUGGCUCGAUUUAAUAGGUGCAACGUAUUUUAACGCCAAGCCUCGCUUUACGGUUCCCGAGGGCUCCAUUAAAGAGAUCGACACUGGGAACGACUGCUGGUAUCUAGAGCAGGUGCUCAGUUCCUGGAAUGCUGACUGUCCCUCCUUGGGCGACAUCAUGGGCGCUAUGAAGGCGACCGCCGCCGUUGCGAGCUACAUUAACCGACACGCAAGGGAUCAGGGCUUCUGGGAGGAUGACGUCACGGUCGCCCGACUGCUUGGGCCAGCCUUACACGAGAUCCUGUCGCUCGAGGGGCGGGCGCUGCCUAACGACCCGACGGACCCGGAGUACUCGGGGACGGCAGCACGGGAGGCGUUCCGGCGAGCGGUGCUUGUGCUGCUCGGGGAGGUGCGGGCGCGCACGGGGGCCGGAGGCGCGCCCGAGCUCGCGCGCCACCUCGACGCGUUCCGGCAGAUCUCGCAGCUGCCGUUCGUGGACUGGAGCCUCGUGCCUGAGCUCAACCUCUGGGCCCACGUCACGAGCGCGCUGCGCGAGCAGCCUCCGGACCGCGCCUGGCAUGUGCUGACCAUCGUCGGCCUCAUGGAGUCGAUGGGUCUGGGCGCCGCCGCCCAGGCCCUCGACGUCGUGCGCGGUAUUAUCUGGGUCGACGCCGUUGACGAGGGCAGGUCGGCCCCGCUCUGCCGCGAGAUCGACGCACUCGCACGUGCCAACAUCCUGCGCCGCCUGCGCGAUAUCCCGCUAGAUCCCCGUCUCGACGACAACGAUGAUAGCGUGGCGUCCGGAACCUGCAGGUCAUCGCGCCCCGCCGGUGACGUCCCUCUGCCUAGUGAAGGGGAUCGGCGCCUCGGUGCAGAGCCGCUUAGCAGGUAGCCCGCCGACAUCCAGCGUCUGAGUGGAGGCCACCUCGACGACUCUGGGUGCGGCUCUAUGGGAUCCCUGACACGUCGAUUGCCCCCACAUUGCUGGAGAGGAUAUCGGGUUCGCCAUAGUGGGAUCUAACGAACGAGCAGAGUAGAUGGGCACAUUUCCUGUUUGCUUCCGUAUCGAUGAAUCUGUGAGUCGGUAGGCAAGGUCACAUCGGUAUACCACACAUUACUCAAAAUGAGAAGAGUAGAGGUAUGCUUUAACGGAAUAUGGCUUAAUACAGCGCUUUAGUAACAUGGGGAGGACGGAGAGCGUGUAUCUAUAUAGCCUAAAUAUGGUAUAGGGUGUAUAAUCGAAGCAGAGUAUUCUAGUUGAACUGCGAGCAUGAAUACAUUGUCAAGGGACCACAAGUGUAGGCUGCCUAGGAGGCUAGCCAUGUAACGUAUGCGCACCGUCUAGU